CAUGGCAGAGGGGGGCAAACUGCUGAAUGGUCCUAGCUGGAGGAGUAGGAGGAGGCAGCUGGAGGAGUAGGCAGAACUGUGAGCACUGUGCUCCUGCCGGCUAGCUCAGGCUGUCUUCUGUCAGCUGUGCCUGCUUUCCUCCUAUCUAUAUGAGCUAACAGCCUAUCCACCCAGACCAGCCUGUGCCAGUCCUCAUCAGCUUCUUCCAUCCACAGCCUGCCCGGGAAUUGUCUUAUUGGGUUGUCUUGGAAGCAUAAAUGUGUGGACAUGGCAGGGGCACAGCCAGGGGUUCAUGCUCUGCAGCUCAAACGUGUCUGCGUCUCUGACACCUUGAAAAGAGGAUCCAAGUGCAUUAAAUGGGAUGAUGACUCGAAUCUUGUGUAUCCUGUUGUCCUCAAAAUGGAUCCCAAUGGAUUUUUCCUGCACUGGGUGGAUCAAAACAAGGAGACUGAACUUUUGGAUAUAAGUUUGGUGAAAGACGCCAGAUGGGGAAAGCACGCAAGAACUCCAAAGGACCCCAAGCUGAAGGAGCAAUUGGAAGUUGGGAACUUUGGAGGUCGAUUAGAAUAUCGCAUGUUUACCAUUGUGUACGGACCAGACUUGACGAACAUUUCAUAUCUGAAUUUAGUAGCAUUUCAAGAAGAAAUUGCCAAGGAGUGGACAGAUGAGAUUUUUAGUCUGGCAACAAAUUUGCUGGCACAGAACAUGUCCCGGGAUGCAUUUCUGGAAAAAGCAUACACCAAGCUGAGGCUUCAAGUCAAUCAAGAAGGGAAGAUCCCUGUUAAAAACAUAUACCGCCUAUUCUCUGCCGACAGAAAACGAGUGGAAACUGCAUUAGAGUCGUGUAAUCUUCCAUCUGGCCGAAGUGAUUCCAUCCCUCAAGAUGACUUCACACCAGAGCUGUAUAGAGCCUUCUUAAACAACAUAUGCCCCCGACCUGAGAUAGACAACAUAUUCUCAGAGUUUGGCACGAAAAGUAAACCGUACCUCACUGUUGACCAGAUGACGGAAUUUAUUAACGUCAAGCAGCGCGAUCCAAGGCUAAAUGAAAUUUUGUAUCCGCCAUUGAAGCAGGGACAGGUCCAGAUGUUAAUUGAGAAAUAUGAGACGAACAGCAGCUUGGCAUCAAAAGGUCAUAUUUCAGUUGAAGGAUUUAUGCGAUAUCUGAGCGGAGAAGAAAAUGGAGUUGUUCCUCCUGAGAAACUGGAUUUAAAUGAAGAUAUGUCUCAACCCCUCUCACAUUAUUUUAUUAAUUCCUCACACAACACCUACCUCACAGCUGGGCAGCUGGCUGGUAACUCCUCGGUAGAGAUGUAUAGGCAAGUGCUGUUAGCCGGAUGCCGCUGUGUAGAAUUGGAUUGUUGGAAGGGACGUACAGCAGAGGAAGAGCCGGUGAUCACACAUGGUUUCACCAUGACCACUGAAAUAUCUUUUAAGGAAGUUAUAGAAGCUAUUGCUGAGUGCGCAUUUAAGACCUCCCCGUAUCCAAUCCUCUUGUCCUUUGAAAACCAUGUGGACUCGCCAAAACAACAAGCAAAGAUGGCUGAAUACUGCAAGCAAAUUUUUGGAGAUGGACUGUUGACGGAAACAUUGGAGAAGUAUCCACUUGAACCAGGGGUCCCUCUUCCCAGCCCUAUGGAACUGAAGUAUAAAAUUCUUGUGAAAAAUAAAAAGAAAUCUCACAAAUCAGCCGAUGGAAGCGGAAAGAAGAAACUCGCAGAGCAAGCGUCAAAUGCCUGCAGCGACUCUUCUAGUGUGUUUGAACCUUCAUCACCUGGUGCAGGUGAAGCCGACAUUGAGAGUGAGGAAGAUGAUGAUGACGAAGAUGAUGACUGUAAGAAAUCUUUCAUGGAUGAAGGCACCGCUGGAAAUGAAGCCAGUGCCACAGAGGAAAUGUCUAACCUGGUGAACUACAUUCAGCCGGUGAAGUUUGAGUCUUUCGAGACUUCUAAAAAAAGAAACAAGAGCUACGAAAUGUCAUCCUUUGUGGAAACCAAGGGUCUCGAGCAGCUAACAAAAUCUCCUGUAGAAUUUGUAGAAUAUAACAAAAUGCAGCUUAGUAGAAUUUAUCCAAAAGGAACCCGAGUAGAUUCCUCCAACUACAUGCCUCAGGUCUUUUGGAAUGCCGGUUGUCAAAUGGUCGCUCUUAACUUCCAAACAAUAGAUUUUUCUAUGCAACUUAAUAUGGGGAUGUAUGAAUAUAAUGGUAAAUGUGGAUACAGGUUGAAACCAGAGUUUAUGAGAAGGCCAGAUAAACACUUCGAUCCAUUUACUGAGACAACGGUGGAUGGGAUAGUUGCAAACACGUUGUCUGUAAAGAUCAUUUCAGGGCAGUUCCUGUCUGAUAAAAAGGUUGGCACUUAUGUGGAGGUGGACAUGUUCGGCUUACCAGUUGACACCAGGAGAAAAGCCUUCAAAACAAAGACAUCACAGGGCAAUGCUGUAAAUCCAGUAUGGGAAGAGGAGCCCAUUGUUUUUAAGAAGGUAGUGCUUCCCUCCCUUGCAUGUCUGAGAAUAUCAGCAUAUGAAGAAGGAGGCAAAUUCAUUGGCCACCGGAUAUUACCUGUCUCUGCAAUCCGUCCAGGUUAUCACUAUAUCUGCCUGAGAAAUGAGAAAAAUGUGCCACUCACUUUACCAGCAAUCUUCGUGUACAUAGAUGUGAAGGAUUACGUCCCGGACACAUUUGCAGAUGUGAUUGAAGCUUUGUCCAAUCCAAUUAAAUAUGUCAAUUUGAUGGAACAAAGAUCAAGACAGCUGGCUGCACUCACACUGGAAGAUGAAGAAGAAGUGAAGAAAGAGGCAGAAGCUCGGGAUGCUCCAUCAGAACCUAACAGUGAACCACGGCCCGCACCAGCAGAAAAUGGCUUGAAUCAUGCUUCCACGCUAACACCCAAGACAGCAUCUCAUUCGGUUCACAGUCAGCCACCUCCAGGUUCAGUAAAAGUUCCAGUUAAAGCUGCCCCUGCUGAGGACCUUGUAUUGAGUGUUUUAACAGAAGUGGAAGCUCAGACUAUUGAUGAACUGAAACAGCAGAAGACCUUUGUCAAAUUACAAAAGAAACAUUACAAGGAAAUGAAGGAUCUUGUAAAAAAACAUCACAAGAAAACAACUGAUCUGAUCAAGGAGCACACCACUAAAUACAAUGAAAUCCAGAAUGAUUAUUUAAGGCGGCGGGCAAUCCUGGAGAAGACAGCGAGAAGAGACAGCAAAAAGAAGUGUGAAUCUGUGAGUCCAGAUCAUAGUUCUUCUACUGUAGAACAAGAUUUAGCUGCACUAGAUGCAGAAAUGGCCCAGAAAUUAGUAGAGCUAAAAGAUCAACAGCAACAGCAGCUUCUCAAUCUCCGGCAAGAACAGUAUUACAGCGAGAAAUAUCAAAAAAGAGAACAUAUCAAACAGUUAAUCCAAAAGCUGACGGAUGUGGCGGAGGAGUGCCAAAACAACCAGCUGAAAAAGCUCAAGGAAACAUGUGAAAAGGAAAAGAAGGAGUUAAAAAAGAAGAUGGACAAAAAACGGCAAGAGAAAGUCACAGAAACCAAGUCAAAAGAUAAGAAUCAAAUGGAGGAGGAGAAGACAGAAAUGAUCAGAACCUAUAUCCAGGAAGUGGUGCAGUGCCUUAAAAGGUUAGAAGAUGCUCAAAGCAAAAGACAGGAAAAACUUGUGGAGAAACACAAAGAGAUUCGACAGCAAAUUUUGGAUGAAAAGCCCAAGGUUGAACUUGAUCAGGAAUACCAGGACAAAUUCAAGAGACUUCCAAUGGAAAUUCAGGAGUUUGUCCAAGAGGCCAUGAAGGGAAAAUUCAGCGAAGAUGGAGAACAUAGCUCUACUCUCUUAACCCCAGAUAGCGGCAAGUCUCCAGUGGGGAACUCGGGAAAUCACAAAAGUCCGGAUCAUGAAGAAGAAGGUGAAGAAGAGGCUCCCGUAAAGGCAUCGGAUACAUCGCUUUAACUGGGACUCAGAGGUUGCAGUAUGUUUUUGUGCUGCCAGAUGGGGGGGGGGGCUUACACAUUGCCGGUUAUUUAUCUUUGGCAAUCUGAUACGGCCUCUGGAUAGUGUUACACAGCGGAAGCUUACAGUGCUCUUUUGAAGGCACACUUCCAAGAGAAGCAGUUUUCUAUUGCACUCAGCUGUCCAUUUUUUAGGUAUUUAUUAAUAUUCUGAGUCUUGGUGCAUUUAUUGUGACAAAGUAACCAUAUAAUGCUUCUUUGUUGGUGUAUCUGAAUAGGCAAAAAAGUAACUUCCAGGCCAUAUACACUGUAAAGACUGGAGGUAGAAGACCCUCAUUCUUUGUAUAGUCCUUACAUUAAAAGGAUAUAGCUCAGCACGUGUAAGGCUAAAUCUUAAGGACGCCUUGAAAACUUUUCUACCUUGUGUUCCCCAUAUCAACCAAUCUGCUCGUAUCUUCUACUUACCAGUAUGUUCGGAUGGGGGAACACUUAUCUGAUCGCUUUCUAUAUGGACAAUGCUAACUUUGGUCACAUUAACCACUGGAUCGGUUUGCAGUGAUGAUAUCCCUUGUUGUUAAGUUCUUUACCUAAACUGCUCAAUAUUUGCUUUAUGUUGCACUGAGAGAUUAAACCUUUUCCUUUGCAAGCACUGGUUGCUUGCUCUUUUGAUAUUUUAUGUAUCUGUAAUAUAAGUGAAUGAUGUUUUCUUUUUCUUUUUUUUUGGGGGGGCAAUAUGGUCCCUAGUCAGAGACCAUCAGAGCAAAUAUUUAUUGACGUACACUAUACCCACAGCAUAUCACAUGAAUACAGAGGUGUUGCCUAUGUGGAGUUUUUUUUUACGGGAUACAGAUCCCCCAAGGGAAGGAAGAAAGUGAAGUGUGCAUGUCAGAACAAAGAAAACUAACUCCUGGUUAGAUUCUGCAAAUAAGUAACAAACAGGUGUAAGAAGUGUUGUUUUUCUGUGGUAUCUAUUAGUGUUGUAAUGUAUGUUGAAUCAGUCUUUGGAUAUAAAUAAAAAAAAUAUAUAUAUAUAUAGAUAUAUAUAUAUAUAAAAAAAAUAUAUAUAUUUUGCAGGAUCAAAAAUAUUGAUUUUAAACUAUUAUAGUUUAUGUAAACUUUUCUGAAAACUGUACACAGUGCAAAUAGGAAAACCCUGGAGAAAUGUAUGUUCAAAAUAUUGUGCUGUAUUUGGAAAAUAAAGUUACUAGUCGUUGUGACUGCACUGUCCCUUCAAUUGACAGACUUUUUUUCUGGGUAAAAUACAUUUAUUCACUAUAAAAUACAGUGGUCCCUCAAGUUACAAUAUUAAUCGGUUCCAGGACGACCAUUGUAUGUUGAAACCAUUGUAUGUUGAGACCAUAAUUGGUAAUUGGUUCUGAAGCUACCAAAAUGUCAUCCAAAAAUAGGAAAAAGUGAGGAUUAAAGAUAAAUAAGUAGAUAACUAAUAUAGAUAAAGCAAAUCCUUACAUAUAAAAGUAAGAAAGAUCUGCUGGGAGCUGUAAAUCACUGUCUGUGUCAGUGUUUCCCAAGCAGGGAGCCUCCAGCUGUUGCAAAACUACACCUCCCAGCAUGCCCGGACAGCCAAAGGCUGUCCGGGCAUGCUGGGAAUUGUAGUUUUGCAACAGCUGGGGGCACCCUGCUUGGGAAACACUGGUCUAUGUAGAGGACAGGAUCUUCUUCAGGGUCCUGUACACUACACAGUGUCCUAAAAAAGUAACAUGGAGCCGUCCUCACCUGGUGUCCAAAGGAGCAGCUAACCCUGGUACAGGUAAAGUGUACAGAACAUGUAAUACCUCCCUGUACUGUAGGGGGUGCUACCAAAUAGUCAGUGCAUACGCUUCAGUAAUACAGGUGUUUUACCAGUGAAAUGUCCAUUCUGAUUGGUCGGUUCUUCCAGCUAUUGAUAUGUUUUGCAGAUCUGAACUGUCUGUACAUUGUAUGUUGAGUCUGGUUUCAACUUACAAUGGUCCAGAAAAGACCAUUGUAUGUUGAAACUAUUGUAUGUUGAGGCCAUUGUAAGUUGAGGGAUCACUGUAAUGAUUCUUGAGGGAUAUUUCUUGGACUUCUUUAUUGUGCUGUUCUUUUACUUUUCCUCCUCUGUGUUAUAUUCCUUCUUAAUAUUGUGUUUUUCUGCAUACCUGUCACUGUAAAAAAAAUAAAAAUAAUUGACAUGUCCUAGAGACAUGCUAAAAGUUUUGAUCUGUUGGGGAAUGAAUGUUCAGACCCCAACCAAUUGUAAGAAUGAGCUGAGAAAAAAGUGCAGUUGGCCAAGACAAUCCCAUAGACUUACAUUGUUUGUCUCACUUAUUGUGCACUUCUCCAGGCUGUUUCUAGCUAUUGGUCAAGGUCUGAACAUGUCCAAAGUUUUUUUUUGUUUGUUUGUUUUAAAGUGACAGUGCCCAUUUAAAUACCAAUUAGUGUUGACUAUGUCAGACUAGGACAGUGGUCUUCAAACUGUGGGCCGUUGGCUGCCCAGGCAUGCUGGGAGUUGUACAGGGUGGGCCAUUUAUAUGGAUACACCUUAAUAAAAUGGGAAUGGUUGGU
Molecule: messenger RNA, 6488 nt
Organism: Hyla sarda
Lineage: Eukaryota; Metazoa; Chordata; Amphibia; Anura; Hylidae
Gene: PLCB1
Product: phospholipase C beta 1
Exons: 32
Coding region: 268-3945 (1225 amino acids)
Biological process (GO): lipid catabolic process; phosphatidylinositol-mediated signaling; memory
Cellular component (GO): cytoplasm; nuclear speck
Molecular function (GO): calcium ion binding; calmodulin binding; phosphatidylinositol-4,5-bisphosphate phospholipase C activity
Source: RefSeq, a predicted model, not a curated record